AGACAAGAGGCUGGUGUCCUUGUUCCACGGCUUCUCGACGUGGAGAUUGUCCAUCUUAUAACCUGUCCUGGCCGGCCUGCAGUCCCGCCCGUUCAGCAGACACACGGCCACGGAGUCGCCAUCCCGGCCCACGCGCCAUGUACAUGCAGGCAAGGCAAACUCGACGGGAUGGCCAUCCUUGAAGCGACCUGCACGGCCCAAAUUGGUGAGACCUGGAGAUGGAUUUAGAAGUGCCGGGGUCUGCUUUUACAGAUGGCGCCUUGCCCAGAGCGGAAGCGGUUAAAAAUGCUUGUGUCCGUAAGCGCCCCUGAUACGCUCAGCCUCGCGAUCGGAGCCAUGGGUUGCGCCAGCGAUUCGAUGCGCCGCCUGGCCUUUUGCCAACCGUCAACUGAGCCGCAUGUCUGCAGCGCUUUCGUGGAAACGCUCUAUUCGCACAAGAGGCCACGCGAGCGUUGGAUCCAACAAUGCUCUACGUACCCUCUGCGCACGCAUCCCACGACGGUUGCCCUCCAUCGUACGAUGCGCACCGCAGCUGUCAGCUCUAGGGCUGUCCUAGUUUCACCAUGGCCCUCCAAACGGGCACUGAAAAUCUCAAACGGCUUGUCAGGUACCCGCAGAAAAGAGGUUGGAGUUGCUGGACGGCAGAAACAGAGGGGGUCGGAACGUGGCCCAGGCGUCAUUCACCCGUUCGUGGGGAGGUUGGCGGUCCGUGCUCUGCAUGCCAACAACGCCAACCACCACGCUAGCAAAUUUGCCCAAGAAGGUCCGAAUUAGCCGGCAAAUGGCCUGAGUCUGGCUGCAGCACUACCCUAAUGCCCCGCUUCGGGCAAUAAUGUGGGCUAAUUAGCGUUCUUCCCGAUAUUGCCGGAUGUUGCGGCGAGCCCUCACCUCAUGGCUGUAAGCGUUAGACGCAUUCCUUCGCGCUUCGCGGCCAGUGAGGAGGCCUCGCCUCGGAGCGAAGGGCAGGAUUGGGAAGACAGACGAGCCGUUGCUUACGCGAGAGUUGUCGUGUCUUCCCGGAUUCUGGCAGAGGUAUA
Molecule: messenger RNA, 1037 nt
Organism: Trematosphaeria pertusa
Lineage: Eukaryota; Fungi; Ascomycota; Dothideomycetes; Pleosporales; Trematosphaeriaceae
Exons: 1
Coding region: 253-774 (173 amino acids)
Source: RefSeq, a predicted model, not a curated record